AUGCUAUUCACCCCCAUUACUGCUGCAUCGCUGCUAGCGGUGCUCGGCACACCACUGGCGGGUGUGUCAGCUCAGGAUGCCGAGGGUUGGUACAAGGCUCAUCCAGGCAUGGCGCGUAUCAGCCAAGUGAACCAAGAUACACAUCAAAUCGUCGAUGUAUUUAACCGUACGCGGUUCUUCCACGGAACCAAUGUCGUUAUGAAGGAGCCGCCGUGGCAUCGGCAGUUGGAGUGGGUGCCAGGUGUCUCAUCAUUUGGCAAGCAAGAUGUUCAAAAUCUGCACGACUUGGGCCUGAACAUUGUGCGAUUGGGCCACAGCUGGGCUGGCGCAGAACCUGUGCGUGGGUCGUACAACCAGACAUUUCUCGACAUCAUGAAAAAGCAGACCAAGAUGGCCGAGGACCAUGGCCUCUAUGUUUUGGUGGACGUGCAUCAGGACUGUCUGGCUCGGCAGUUUUGCGGCCACGGCGUACCUGACUGGUUUGUUAAGGAGGACUGGGAAUCGAGCAGCAGGAUGUAUCCGUUCCCCCUUAAGCUGACACCGUUCUCUGUGGAUGAAAAUGGGUUCCCAUCACCGCAGUCGCUUUGUGAUACCGUUGACUGGUCUCUGAGUUACACAUCGGUGGCGGUGGGCAAUGCGUUUGGGCGGCUAUACAACAACUACGACGGGCUUGGCGAUGCCUUUGCGGCGUACUGGAAAACACUGGCGUCAGAGUAUGCCGGGACGACCAACGUUGUCGGCUAUAACUUGCUGAAUGAACCGUGGGUAGGCGACACGUGGGCUGAUCCGACAUUGCUAGUGCCAGGUGUUGCCGACCACAAGGUCCUAGAAGGACUCUGGAACCGCGCGACUAAGCAGAUCCGUACCGUGGACAAUGACACGCUCAUUUGGUUUGAAGGCGCCACCCUGGACGUCUUAUCGGGUUUCAACAACGUCCCUCUCGGGGAAGGCUCGAAGUCGGUGCAUUCAUUCCACUACUACAGUCCGCCACAGCUGGGCUCUAUUUCCACCACUCUCAACAACCGCCACGGGGACAACGAGCGCCUUAGAACCACCGGUGUGCUGACCGAGCUUACGUUUUGGAUGGGUGAUGAUAAGCAGAUGCAGGGCCUGACAGAUGCCAUGACGGCGACCGACGCAAAUAUGGUUUCCUGGAUUGGCUGGGCGUACGAGAACCUGUACAAUGGCACAUCUGGUCAACCUUAUCCUGAACUGGCGAAGCACUACAGCCGUGCAUACCCUGCUGCCAUCGCUGGCACUCCUAUUAGCUUCGGCUUUUCUGAGGAAUCAACCACUUUCAAGCUGCAAUUUACGUCUGAUCCCAAUAUUGACGCGCCCACCGAAAUUAUUCUGCCCCCAUCCACCUUCCCCAACGGAUAUAGAGUCCAAGUCUCACCUGACGGCAGUUUGAUACAGUACGCACUCGACGAUCGUACCCUGGCCUUGUUCACAUCCACCAGCAUCAAGAACGCCACCGUUAUCUCUGUCACAGUUUCUUGUAAAUAA
Messenger RNA from Penicillium soppii, 1506 nucleotides. RefSeq names its product putative endoglycoceramidase. The record is from RefSeq and is a predicted model, not a curated record. NCBI's taxonomy places the organism in Eukaryota, Fungi, Ascomycota, Eurotiomycetes, Eurotiales, Aspergillaceae. Gene Ontology annotation, molecular function: hydrolase activity, hydrolyzing O-glycosyl compounds. The transcript has 2 exons. The coding region runs from base 1 to 1506 and encodes 501 amino acids.